Molecule: messenger RNA, 2401 nt
Organism: Botrytis cinerea B05.10
Lineage: Eukaryota; Fungi; Ascomycota; Leotiomycetes; Helotiales; Sclerotiniaceae
Exons: 5
Coding region: 76-2268 (730 amino acids)
Molecular function (GO): ATP-dependent chromatin remodeler activity; ATP binding
Source: RefSeq, a predicted model, not a curated record
GAUAUUCUCCAAGAUCCUAGGAUAUCGUCUCUUUAAUUCAAAAGCAUUCAAUCAACCCGGUCGAUAGCCGUAAGAAUGAGUCUAUCAAAGAAGCAGAAAGCACUUCUCAAACAAAUAGAAGAAAUCACCAUCAAUGCGGCCGGUAUUCUUACUCUCGAGAAAGUUGAGGAGACCAGCAAGCUCUUCGUGAAAGACCUCCGGCCUGGAAGAGGGUUGAUAGGAACCAAAGAAGAAGAAGAGACAUUCGGAGCUAGAAAGAUCCCGAGUGCAAAACUUCCCACAGAACAAUCAUCAAGCCAGGUUGCGCACAACGAUGGCGAAGAAGACGAGGAUGCCGUCAGCGAUAUAGACAAUGUUGAACAAGGCCACAGACCUUACAAACCCAACAGACCACCGAGUUCAGUAGAGUCAGAAGGAGAAGAAAUCGAAGAGGAAGAAGAAGAAACCGCACGUUUUGACGAUAAACAUGUCCUUGUUAAUGGUAUCGUGUUUGGGCUUUGGGAUUAUCUGGGAUUUGGCUAUAUGGAUCACAUCAUGGAACUUUACGGUGUGGAACCAAUCCAGCAACCCCCGAACAUGAACAUAGUACUACACGAUUACCAGAGGAAAAUUGUUGCACAGACUCUAUUUUCUUUGAACUCCCCAUUUAGGGGUUUCAUGAAUGGAUCGGCCAUGGGCUUAGGUAAAACUAUCGAGGCCAUUGUUACUAUGUAUCAUAUGAAGGAUGAGCCGGGAAUGAGUUAUGUUGUCUGUCCCGCGGCAUUGUGCCCACAGUGGGUAAAGGCAAUCAACUCGUCCUGGAAGGAAGGCCACGGUCUAACAGCUUUUCAUUUACAUGACAGCAGUCUUACUGCACAUGAUGUGCAAGGCAUGGGAUGCCAUGUCUUGGUCAUGAGUUACAACUUUGUCGAGACCAAUAAACGCAAGCCUAAGAAUUUCGCGGGAGACAUCGCGCUGUAUGCAAAUGAUGGCAAGGCCACUCGACCGAAGAGACCAACUACGUCCAUCCAAAGUGAUAUGUGGCAUGAAAUCAAUUUACAGCCGAAGUUACUUGUCCUUGACGAAGCUCAAAUGGUUAACAAGCCAGCUUUAGCAUGGGCACGCGCGUUGAUGGCUCUAAAGGCGAAACGAGUUCUCGUGAUGAGUGGAACCUUGCCGCAUAACCGAUGGACAGACAUCUUUGGGUACUUGAACUUCUUGAAGGGCCACCCCUUCAAUACUCAAAGAGAAUUCCUUCGUGUAUUUGGGCUACCUGGUGAAAGAAAUACUAGCGCUAGGAAAUUGGCUUGCUUAUCAAGAUUCAUGCAGGCUUUCACCAUAGUACAUCCCUCCUCAAUCCUCAACUUGCCUCCAAUGAGUUCUUUCAGAAUAUCAUUUAACCUCCAUCCACAGGAGGCCGUGGCAGUUAAGGAGUUCGUGUUUGAGUACAAGAAAUGCGCCAUAGGAAAGCCAGAUGUGGUCAUUGAUGGUGGGGACAAAGAACAAGGCCUAGGACUGUUUACUUAUGCAAUCCAGGCGCAGGUGAAGGCUGGACAUCCCAUGAUGGGGGAAUAUCUAGCCGAGCGUUGGCAGCGUCUUCAUCAUCUGGAGAGCCUUCACUUCAAAGUUUUCUCAGGAGAAGAACUAGAUGACCAAAAGCCUGAAGAGAGAAAGGAUUGGCUCAAAAGAGUCAAGCGACGCCCAAACAUUGUAAAAGAAUCGGGUAGACUAAGCAAGUUGAUGGAACUUUACCGUCAUCUCACAAUCACCUACCCAGAACGAAAAAUGGUAAUGUUUAGCUGUUUCUUGAAAUUCCUCGACGUUGUGGAGGAAGGUCUUUUGAGAGAUUACAAAAUACAACCGUUGCGCUAUGACGGUACCACACCUACCGACCAGAGACCGAAAAUAGAAGAGGCUUAUGGUGAAUCAAAGAGCAAUGUCCCAUUGUUGAUGACUGCUGGAUCAAGCAGUAUUGGUCUAAACAUCACCUCCGCCUCCAUUGUUAUAAUGUGUGAGCCCUGGUGGAACAGGAACUUAGAGAAGCAAGCAAUCGCCAGAGUGUAUAGACAAGGCCAGCAAAAGAAUGUGCUGCUCUAUAGAUUUUUCGGGUUAAAUAGCGAAAUUGACCAAGAAGUCUUGAGUGUGGCUGAAGCAAAGGUCGCCGUCAAUGAAGACUUAAUGAAAGUAUUGAUCACGAAGCACAAUGAGCAACCCAAGUUCGACGAUAUCCUUACAACUCCACCUGUUCCUCAUGUCGAGUUCCCGGAGACAGCACCCAUUAGGAAAUGAAUAUUAAAAUCUGGACUCAGUUGAUGCGAGAUGACGUCGUGGAUGGAGAUGCGCUGGGGGCAGGGGGCGGGGAUCGACGUGGUCGAUUGUGGGGUUUUAACGUUGUGGUUGAAUAAUCGUUGAAAAUUCCCUA